This is a messenger RNA of Ahaetulla prasina, 3598 nucleotides long. RefSeq names its product ectonucleoside triphosphate diphosphohydrolase 2 (gene ENTPD2). NCBI's taxonomy places the organism in Eukaryota, Metazoa, Chordata, Lepidosauria, Squamata, Colubridae. The transcript has 9 exons. Gene Ontology annotation, biological process: nucleoside diphosphate catabolic process. Gene Ontology annotation, cellular component: plasma membrane. The record is from RefSeq and is a predicted model, not a curated record. Gene Ontology annotation, molecular function: UDP phosphatase activity; GDP phosphatase activity. Bases 93 to 1595 code for a protein of 500 amino acids.
CGGGCCUCGAAGGAGGCGGCGCUUCGGGGCUCCCGGCUUUGCUUUCGGCUUCGGCUCGGGAGCGGAGUAGGAGCAGGGCGCGUGGCGGCAGCAUGAGCCCCAAGAAGGCGGUGGUAGCGGCGCUGGGCGCGCUGUGCCUGGUGGCCGUGGCGGGACUCGUCCUGCUUUGCGUGCCCACCAAGGAUGUGCUGGACCCGCCCGCCUUCAAGUAUGGGAUAGUUUUGGAUGCGGGGUCUUCCCACACGGCCAUGUUUGUCUACAAAUGGCCGUCCGACAAGGAGAACGAGACCGGCAUUGUCAGCCAGCACAGCGACUGCCACGUGAAGGGAGGAGGCAUCUCAAGCUACUCCAUGAACCCACCAGCAGCCGGACAGAGCUUGGUAGACUGCCUUGACCAGGCCCUGGAGGACGUCCCAAAGACGAGACACGGCAUCACGCCCCUCUACCUGGGCGCCACGGCUGGCAUGCGGCUGCUGAACAUUUCUAACCCGCAGGCUUCAGACAGCGUCCUUGAAGCUGUGACCUCCACGCUGAAGAAAUACCCCUUUGACUUCCGGGGAGCCAGGAUCCUGAGCGGAGAGGACGAAGGCUUGUUCGGGUGGGUCACCGCUAACUACCUUCUGGAGAACUUCGUCAAGUACGGGUGGAUCGGGCGGUGGGUCCGCCCCAAGAAGAGCACGGUGGGCGCCAUGGACCUGGGCGGGGCCUCCACCCAGAUCACCUUCGAGACCACGGGGGCCGUCGAGAGCCCCGGCAACCAGGUGACGCUGAAGCUGUACGGGCAGAGCUACAAAGUCUACACACACAGCUACCUCUGCUACGGCAUGAACGAGAUCCACACCAGGUUGACUUCCAAGAUCCUGAAGGCUAAAGCUUAUGCCCUCCGACUGGAAAACCCCUGCUGGCCACAGGGCUUCAAACGCAGCUUCCCCAUGGAAAGCAUCUAUGGGUCACCUUGCGUCAUCUCCGAGAAGCCCCCCAACUACUUCCCCACGGCCCUGGUGAACAUGAGCGGCUCUGGAGACCCUGCCCAGUGCUUGGCACACGCGGAGAGCCUCUUCCGGUUCACAGACUGCCCUUAUUCCAGCUGCUCCUUUGACGGGGUCUUCCAGCCCCCCGUGGAGGGAAACUUUAUUGCUUUCUCUGCGUUUUUCUACACGGUGGAUUUCCUCCGGUCAGUGAUGAAAAGACAGGUAGCCACUCCAAAUGACCUCAGAGAAGGCGCGGAGGCCGUCUGCACCACCCCCUGGAGUGAGCUGCUGAAGAAGGGGCCACAGCUGGAGCCCCUGUUGCACAACUUCUGCUCGAUGGCCACCUUCGUCUCGCUGCUGCUCACCCGGGGCUACUCGUUCAGCAACACCACCUUCCCCAGCAUAGCCUUCCAGCAGAAGGCCGGGGACACGACCAUCGGCUGGGCCCUGGGCUACAUGCUGAACCUGACUAACAUGAUCCCGGCAGAAGAGCCGAGCUUCCGGAAGGGCACCAGCUUCGGCCCCUGGGUCGGCCUCAUCCUUCUCUUUGUCGCCAUCCUUCUGGGCAGCCUGGUCAGCAUCUUCUGCCUGCUGAAGUCCUCCAAGGGCCGCGGGGCAGUGUAGGCUGGCUCUCUCCCGCCCCGCCUUCCCUGGUCAUGCACUGGGAACUCCAGCCUUUGGCCAAAACUCAGGAAGGAAGGAAUUGGAACAAACGGAAGAGCCAACUCUCCAGGGAGGCAGACAGUGCCUGGCAUGGAUUGUGGGCAUAUACAGCUCAGCCAUUCUCCUGCCUCCUUUUUCCACCCCUUCAAGAAAAAGGUGCUGCCAUUGACAAGGAAAUCUUCUGGAGACCUUCAAUCUUUCAUUUCUUCCUGCUUUGUUGUUAGACUCAGGAAUUUCUAGCCGGGGGGCCUCUUGACCCAACAAGACGCUGCCCCCACCCCAGGACAAAGGACCUUGGGAGGAAAUAUCAUGGACAUCAGGAGGCCCCAGGGUCUUAUUGCCUCUCAGCAGGCACCAGCCGCCUUCAAAAAACGGGAGUCCCUUAACAAGCAAAUGUGUUUGUCGAAAAAGUGUCCUACGGAAACUUUAAUGGGGCUCAGUCCCCACUGGACUCAAGUCCUUCACUGGGAGGCGGGAGAGGGAAAUCACUUAGCCAAAUGGUUCUAGGUGAGCUUAAGACUUUGGGGAGAGGUCUUUUGAGGCAGCCACGUGGACUUCUGACUGUCGGCCACAACUACAGGACUUCCAUUCAUGUACAAACCAGGUCUGGCUUGGCUUAGCUUCCGGAGAUCCCUCUUUUAGGGGAACGGGAAUCCAGCAAGCUGCCUUUAGCUCUGUUGCCGAGAGAAACUUCUUUUUUUCCGCUUAGUAAAGAGAGCUCCUCAUUCUCACCCGCACACCCUCUACUGACCCCCUAGACCAAAGCACAUUGCAGGAACAAGCCCUCCUUUGGAGUUUUCCUUGGCAGAGAGGUGGCCUGGAUCCCCUCAAUUUCUGGGAAUAUUUUUUGUUUGUUUCCCAAUCUUUUCCAGAAGUUAGGAGAUGACUUCCUUUCUUCCUGCAAAAAAAACAACCACCCAAAGUCUCUGUUACUUGCACACACCCCCAUGUCACACCCAUCCUUAUGAUUUAUAUUGAUGGCAAUCCUUAUGAUUUAUAUUGAUAUAUUGACCAUCAAUUGUGUUGUAAAUGUUGUACCUUGAUGAAUGUAUCUUUUCUUUUAUGUACACUGAGAGCAUAUGCACCAAGACAAAUUCCUUGUGUGUCCAAUCACACUUGGCCAAUAAAAAAAAAACACUAUUCUAAUUCUAUUCUAUUCUAUCCAUGAGACAACAGAUUUCAAACCAGGUCUCACCCAAAAAUUAAGAAUAAUCCACAGCUGAAUUUAUAUUUUUGAGUUUAUUUUGGGUCCUUCCAUUUCUUAGUGUACAAUACAGAUAUAGCAAAGUUGUCUCUUCUGAAAUUGUCAGGAUUGUAAACAAUCCUUUAAAAUAUACUUAAACACAGGCGCAAUAAUUGAAUCCAGAGGAGAGAUGCCCAAGUUAGACGAUUCCUGCAACAAGCGUUUGGGGCACAGAGGCCGCAAAAUUGCAAUUUUCCAUUAUUGUUCCUAGGAAUAAGUCACACAGGGAGUAAUGAGAUUUAUUUCUGAGUUGAAGUUUGCACUGGUGACAGUAGUUUCCCCCCCCCCCCCAACGUGUGUGAAUUUGAGAUGAAGUCAGGAUAACUGUUUUUAUUUUAAUGGCACACUGUUGUAGAAUAUUUAAAAAAAACCAACAUUAUCUAGGAUUUGGGGAGGAUUUUUUUUUUUGGCUCUUCUUUACCUUGAUAGUGCAACAAUAUUAAAGCCUCCCACAGUUGGCUUCUGCAAAAAAAACAAAAAAAUAAAAAUAAAAAUAAAAAACAGGGUGGGGUGGGAUUUUUAAAGAAAAGGAAGGGGGUGGGGAGUUUACUACUGUUGGCAGCUUCCCACCUCUUGUUUUGAUCCUCAGUUCCCACCAGCGUGUCUUUCUUUCCUUGUGCUUUUCUUUGGUGCCCUGGAUUGUAUUCUGCCUGUUUUCCAUGUAAAGAAAACAAAGUGAUGCUUGCCUUAAAGAAAUCAGAAUAAAAGCUCGCUUAGCGAC